UGACCAUUUGCUUGUUGCCUAAGCCCUUAGUUCGUUGGUUCCUGGAGAGUUCCUUCAUACACACUUCAGAAGUAGAUACUUGUCACUGAGCUCUUCUGCUCAAAGCUGAGACAACAAUGGAGCUUCCUCACUUCAACGGACCCACGCAUCCGGACCUCCCUCUAAGACUGGGGUAUUUGAACGGUGACAAUUCAGACCCCCACUACAACAACAACCCUGCGCUUGCUGAGCUGAACCACUGGGACAUCGCCACGAACGAUAUUGAUUGGAACUUGAUUCCUCCUCCCUACCCCUUGCCCGACUACGACAACCCCAUGAAGAAACAGAAACAAAGUAGCAUCAGCGCUGUCGCUAGGGAGCGCGAUAGUCUUCAUCUGGAAUCUGCGUCUACCUCGGCCUCGUCGCAUUCUGAGACGCGACAUGGACCAGUUUUCAUCGACCUUACCGAGGAAGACGCGUUGCUGACACAGAUCUUGGACAUCUUUCCGGAUAUCAGCCAUCAAUAUGUGGAAGAGCUAAUCGAUCGCCACAGAGGCUCUCAUGGGCAGCCAAGAUUGAUCGAACAGGGGUUAUUGAAGGAGAAUGUUGUCGACGAGAUUGUACAGCAAACUGACUAUCCCAAGCAGGACAAGGUCAAGAAGAGGAAGAUUGCAGAAACGGAAGAAGAUGACAAGGAAUGGAUGGCCAAUAUGCCUGAGCGAGGCGGUCGUCUAUAUCUUCAGCUGGCUACUCAACUUCUAUGCAAGGAAUUUCUCUGGACUCCAUUACAUCAUAUUCGACAAGUCAUGAACGAGAAAAAAGAGCUCUUUUCUGCGUUCCUGACACUGCAUUCUCAAGAGCAUCGACACACAAACGAGUACACAAGGUUGAAGGCCAAAAGGACAAUCAAUGUUAGACCAGACGAUGAGGGUCCUAUCGCUGAGAACCUGAAUCAGGAACUGAGAGCCGCCAAGAAGAGGGCUGAAAAGGAAGAUGGUGAGUGGCACGGUUUUGAGAAUCAAAGCCCCAUGGCUGACCAGCGUAUCGCCUGUCAAGCCAUUUUUCGCAAGCAGAAGGAGGAUCAGGAGGCCGAGGUACGAAAUGAGGAGGAACAUAAUCGAACCGGGAACCUCGUCGAAUGCCAGUGCUGUUACCUCGAUGUCCCAGCGAAUAGAUCGCUCCCUUGUGAAGGAGACUAUGUUCAUUUCUUUUGCUUCGCAUGCAUCCGGAAGUCUGCGGAGACUCAAAUUGGGCUUAUGAAGUACCAGUUGCAAUGCUUUGACACCAGUGGCUGUCAAGCAAAAUUUGCACGCGCACGGCUAGAAGAAGCGCUAGGGUCGAAUAUGAUGGAAAAGCUUGACUCUCUUCAGCAGCAGGAUGAGAUUGAAAAAGCUGGUCUGGAUGGCCUUGAAGGUUGUCCGUUCUGCGAUUUCAAGGCCAUCUGUCCGCCCGUGGAAGAGGACCGCGAAUUCAGGUGCCGAAACCCCGCGUGUGAGCUGAUCAGUUGCCGUUUAUGUCAAAAUGAGAGCCAUAUCCCGAAGACUUGCCAUGAAGCCAAGAAAGAAAGGGGGCUCCCCGAGCGCCACUUGGUCGAAGAGGCAAUGAGUGAGGCUCUGAUUCGAAACUGCCCUAGAUGCAAGGUGAAGAUUAUCAAAGAGCUCGGGUGCAAUAAAAUGAUCUGCUCCAAGUGUAACUGUGCGAUGUGCUAUGUCUGUAAGCAAGACAUUAGCCAGGAGCAGUACAAUCACUUUGGGCGCCCUCCGACAAAUUGUCGUACCCACGACGAACCGGCAGAAAACCGCUCAUUGAAAGAGAUUGAGCAAGCCCAGAAUACAACUAUCCGGACCUUACUGGCACAAAACCCCGAACUGACGGAAGAAGAAUUGCGGGUGCAUAAUGACAAAGAGAAAAAGUCGGCCUCGAACCUGCGCCCCAAUAAUUUUCCCCGCGCGGAGUUAUAUCAAAACCGGCUCUGGGGAAAUGCGGGCCAUCCCCAGGUUGCGCAAGACCCCCGCCAACGAAUAGUCAACCUACCUACAAGGUCAGGUAUGCAACGGAAUGCGCAGAUGGAUCUAGUCCAUGAUCAACCUUUUCGGACCAUGAACUAUCCACCCAUGCCUCCACCCCUGGGUGCCGGCGAUCGUCUUUAUGGACAGGGCUACAACUAUCCAGAGGCCCAACUGGCAGGAAAUCAGUUUGGGAGAGCGCGUGAAAACCAAGGGAAUCUACCUGUGGGAGGUUUCCGUCGAGAUCUGAAUCCUGGUGCCCUGCCGGGUCACGCACCGCCUGCAGAUAGAAUGCGCCCCGAAACGCAGAUUCUUGCCGACUAUUAUGGGUUUCAUAUGCGACCCGAUAAUUACGAUGGAAACUACCCGCUGCCCUGAAUUGGGCUACAGUUCGGCGCAGAAGAGAGCAUCUGAAACGAAACGAUACGCCUUGGAUCGAGGUGGCGUAUGCGGUAUUGAUAUCGUGUGUCGUUUUCAUAUCUUCCCGAUUUGAUUUCCGUGUGGUUUCCUUUCCCUCGGGCUCAGCAUCUGGUAAUCCCCCAUCUUUUGUCCUUCUGGGUAAGAACACAUCCUAGCUAUUCAGCGUUGCGCACCAAUUUCAUCUCAUGCCAGAUAGUCCGACAGCGAUACCCUUAUUUUUGAUGAGCA
Molecule: messenger RNA, 2633 nt
Organism: Aspergillus sclerotioniger CBS 115572
Lineage: Eukaryota; Fungi; Ascomycota; Eurotiomycetes; Eurotiales; Aspergillaceae
Product: E3 ubiquitin-protein ligase RNF216
Exons: 2
Coding region: 117-2363 (748 amino acids)
Source: RefSeq, a predicted model, not a curated record